Molecule: messenger RNA, 330 nt
Organism: Dovyalis caffra
Lineage: Eukaryota; Viridiplantae; Streptophyta; Magnoliopsida; Malpighiales; Salicaceae
Source: the annotation of a GenBank genome assembly
AUGCAUGUUUUGAAGGAAAAAGAGAUUUUUGUUUUUAGCCAUCCAUCCAUCAAGGUCAAUGCAAUUGUCCCAAAGAAAUUCCUAUCGUAUUUGAAUAAGGGAGGGAGACUGGUUAGAUUUAUUGGACGGAGUGUUAUUGCAUCCAAUUUGGAUGUGGAGAGAUUGGAGGCUGGCCCUGGUGAGAUGAGGGAUGUUAUCAAGGUUGAUAAACUUUUUGAGGGCCUGCUGGCUGCCGUCCUCGGACAGUUACAUCCACACUUGUUCGGAAGCAGCAGGCCGGCAAGAUGGGCUACUUUGGUACAAAGACACAGGGCAGCAUAUGAAUGGUGA